AUGGAAGAGCUUGAUGAGUUGCGCAAUGAAGCAUAUGAGAAUGCGCGCAUCUACAAAGACAAAGUGAAGAAAAUGCAUGAUCGUCGUGUCGUGCAAAAGGACUUCCACCCGGGCAUGAAAGUACUGUUGUUCAACUCACGGUUGAAACUUUUCCCUGGAAAGCUCAAGUCCCGUUGGAUUGGUCCAUUCAUAAUCAAGGAAGUGCUCAAUCAUGGAGUCCUGGUGUUGACCAAGGAAGGCACCGACGAACAAUUUACAGUCAACGGGCAUAGGGUGAAGCCCUACCUGGAGCAUGAAGUGGUUGCUGUUGUAGUGGAGUCUCAAGCACUCCACGACCCAUCUUGUUGA
This is a messenger RNA of Salvia miltiorrhiza (redroot sage), 348 nucleotides long. RefSeq lists its product as uncharacterized. The coding region runs from base 1 to 348 and encodes 115 amino acids. NCBI's taxonomy places the organism in Eukaryota, Viridiplantae, Streptophyta, Magnoliopsida, Lamiales, Lamiaceae. The transcript has a single exon. The record is from RefSeq and is a predicted model, not a curated record.